AUGGAGUCGGACUUUGAUCGCAUAACCUUCUACGACAUCAGCAUGCGCCCUCCAACGGAGGUGCAUUGCUGCUCACCAAAUCCAUGGAAGACGCGAUACGCACUCAACUUCAAAGACGUGUCGUACUCGACGUCCUGGGUCCCUCUACCCAGCAUCUCCAAAGUUCGUCGCGGUCUUGACUUACCGGCGACGCGCAAAUUUGCCGACGGCUCUGACUUUUACACGCUGCCUAUCAUUUCAGAUCCCAGCACCAAUUCCAUUGUGGGUGAUUCCUUCGAUAUCGCCGUCUACCUGCAACAGACGUAUCCAAACUCUGGUGCAGGCAAUUUGCUGCCCCCACAGAAACUCGACUAUACCUUUUCGCAAAACCAAGCCCUGGCCGUGCCACUAUCCAACCGCACUGCGGCUGGAUUCGAGGAGUAUGCACAGUUCAACAUCAACGUCGACGCAGCGUUUACCACACAUGUGCUGCUGAUGGUCCAGAACCUCCCCUUUGACCCCGCCACCGCCGAACAGAGCAAGACAGAGUCUCUUCGGCGUGCCGGGUUGACGAAUUGGGCUGAUUUGGAUAUUCAUGGCGCCGCGCGGGAGCAGUUGUUGAAUAGUUUCCAAGACGCGCUGGCCGAGCUGGCCAAGCUUUAUGAAAAAGACCCGAGUGGACCGUUUGUGCUAGGGACGCAACCAAGCUAUGCGGACUGCAUUGUUGGCGGCUGGCUGCGCAUGUCAAGCGUUUGUCUGCCGGCGUCGGAGUGGGAACAGUUGAGGGGUUGGCAUGAUGGUGUUUUUGGACGGUUGCACGAUACUCUGCAGGAGGAGUUUGGCCAGAUGAAUUAG
Molecule: messenger RNA, 834 nt
Organism: Talaromyces rugulosus
Lineage: Eukaryota; Fungi; Ascomycota; Eurotiomycetes; Eurotiales; Trichocomaceae
Exons: 1
Coding region: 1-834 (277 amino acids)
Source: RefSeq, a predicted model, not a curated record